Molecule: messenger RNA, 792 nt
Organism: Hippopotamus amphibius kiboko
Lineage: Eukaryota; Metazoa; Chordata; Mammalia; Artiodactyla; Hippopotamidae
Product: cystatin-C-like
Exons: 3
Coding region: 78-521 (147 amino acids)
Molecular function (GO): cysteine-type endopeptidase inhibitor activity
Source: RefSeq, a predicted model, not a curated record
AACGUGGCGGCCGGCCUGGCGGUGCUCCAGUCCGCGGAUCGCCACUCCGACGCAACUCCGUCCGGCUCCGAGAGAUCAUGGCCGGGUCCCCGCGCACCCCGCUGCUCCUGCUGGCCGCCCUGGCCGUCGUCCUGGCCCUGGCUGUGAGCCCCGCGGCUGGGCAGGGUCCCCAAAAGAGACGCCUAGUGGGCGGCCUGAUGGAGGCAGACGUCAACGAGCAGGGCGUCCAGGAGGCGUUGUCCUUUGCCAUCACCGAGUUCAACAAACAGAGCAACGAUAUCUACCACAGCCGCGCGCUGAACGUGGUGCGCGCCCGCAAGCAGGUUGUGGCCGGGAUAAACUACUUCUUGGACGUGGAGAUUGGCCGAACUACAUGUACCAAGUCCCAGCCCAUCUUGGACAAAUGUCCAUUAAAUAACGAUCCACACCUGAAAACGAAACAGCUGUGCACCUUCCAGGUAUACGUCGUGCCCUGGAUGAACACUAUGUCCCUGGUGAAGUCCGACUGCAGGGAUGAAUAGGGGACUGGGCAUCAGGCAGACCACUGACCACCACUCAUUCAUGCCACCCCCCCACCCCCACCUCCACCCAGAGUGCCCACGCUUCCUAUGGGUGACCCGCCUGGUGGACCUGCCCUCCGUGUGCCGCCCCAGCAGACACACAGAGAAGCCUCCUUGGGCAUGUUUUGAACUGCUAAGGGGUUCUAACUCAUUUCUCUCUUCUAAUUGCUUUCCAAGUGAACCAAAUGCCCGUGCUCUGCUCUUUUGCUCAAUAAAAACGUAACAGCAGCUA